Messenger RNA from Aaosphaeria arxii CBS 175.79, 3998 nucleotides. RefSeq lists its product as uncharacterized. The transcript has 5 exons. Gene Ontology annotation, biological process: regulation of transcription by RNA polymerase II. NCBI's taxonomy places the organism in Eukaryota, Fungi, Ascomycota, Dothideomycetes, Pleosporales. The record is from RefSeq and is a predicted model, not a curated record. Bases 225 to 3608 code for a protein of 1127 amino acids.
GCGGGUACGCGCUCUCAACAAGUGUGAAGUCGGCCUCGAACACGCUGUACGACUUGCAAAUCUACUCGCUGUUCCCUCACCGAUGAGCGCGUUGCAGCCUGCCUGCCCGUUGUUUGCGCGCAUACGGUGACCUGGGUGACAGAUCAUCAGCUUGGGCGCGUGAACGACGACCUGACCCUUCCAACAUUUUCGAGACUCUUUAUAAGCAUUCCGCCCUUUGCGCAAUGGCCCCGAUCCCGGGAACACCAAAUUCACGCGUUAGGUCUGCCGGUAGACCACAGAAACGAAUCGCUUCCGAAUCCGCUCGCGCACAAGCGAGACGAUAUAUUCCUGGAGGACCAGGUGGUGGCGGUAGAUACGUGGAUGACGCUGGCCAGGAAACGCCAGUAGGAGGUACAGGACCCGGAGGAUACGCAUAUACUGGACCGCGCGGUCGCAUAGGCAGGAUGAACGCCGAAAAGCAGGGUAUCAAUUACUCUGCACCUUCACCAUCACGAACUUACCCCCGACCUCGGCGUGAACGCCCCUCUGGACCUCGAUCUAGUUCUGCCGCUGCAGUGGCUGCUGCAGUGGCGCAAAGUGAUGGAUACAAGCCUAGAGAAGAGCGUGGCUGGGAGGAGUUCCAUCAAGAUCUUGACAUUGAUACAGAGUUCCAGAUAUUCAGUGCAGACUUGGUGGAUGGCACAAGCCCUGCGGUAUCGAGCCCUGGCACGCCACUCAAUGGCUCCACUGGCCAAUAUGCCAUCGAAAGUGGUGCAUCAGCGAUACUCGACGAGGCAAUACGUUUGUCACAGGAUAACGAGGGUUCAACUGGAGGGCUAAAUGGCGGCCUAUCUACACCUAUAAAACGACGCGUCGGGCGACCGCCUCGCAAACUGGAUUCGAUGCUCACCGGUCUAGGAUCUCCACCUGCCCCCCGCAUAGUUCCGCUUCCCACAAUGAACCCGAAGGAGAAGCUCAAUCUGCCCAAACCUUCCGUACGGAAAGUCGAUCCGUUCAAAUCUUUCGAGGAAGGCGAAGGUGUACAGGUCAACUACGUAGACCGCACCAUGGCAGGACUUGGAUAUCAAGAGAGCGAAAUGUUCCUCAGACCAGAGCGAAGUCUCGUCAGGGUCCCCGAGGGCUCCAUAGAAGACGAUCUGGAUAUACCAUCACAGGCUGGUGGCGAAAAUACCAACAGCGCCGUAGCUAUCGGACGUGUCGAAUAUGACAUGGAUGAGCAAGAUGAUCGCUGGUUAGGCCAGCUCAAUGAACAACGGCGGGAAGAAGGAGUUGAACCUAUCAAGCCCGCAAUUUUCGAAGUGACCAUAACCCAAAUCGAAAAGGAGUGGCACGCACUAGAAAAACGGAUUCCGAAACCAAACCCAAAACCCCCACAGACCCACAGACCUCGAUCGAGUUCGGCAGCUGCAGUAAAUGGUGAACCUGCCGGACAAAAUGAAGAGCAAGAUACCAAGUGUGCAAUUUGCGAUGAUGGCGAUUGCGAAAAUACAAAUGCUAUUGUGUUUUGCGACGGCUGUGAUCUUGCUGUGCACCAAGAAUGCUACGGUGUGCCGUUCAUUCCUGAAGGACAGUGGCUUUGCAGGAGAUGCCAACUCGUGGGACGCGGGACCCCCAUCAGUGAACAACCAGGUUGCAUAUUCUGCCCGAACAUAGACGGCGCCUUCAAGCAGACUACAUCGAUGAAGUGGUCCCAUCUGCUUUGCGCUAUGUGGAUACCUGAGGUGUCGUUAGGGAAUACUACCUUCCAAGAGCCAGUGCAGGAUGUCGAAAAGGUUCCGAAAACCCGCUGGAAACUGACUUGCUACAUUUGCAAACAGAAAAUGGGUGCUUGCAUUCAGUGCGGCCACAAGUCCUGCUUCGAGGCAUUUCACGUCACUUGUGCCCGAAGAGCGCGCUUGUGCCUCAGAAUGAAGUCGACACAAUCGUCAAAUUCGAUGGAUGCUACUGUACUCAAAGCAUACUGUAAUCGACACAGUCCUGGCGACUGGCGUCGUGAAAACGAUGUUGAUGAAGCAUUUGCAGACGCUAAGAUGUUCUAUAAGCAAACCCUACGCCACGUACACUGGGGUGACAGCCAAGCUAUUGCAUUGUCGAUGGGCACCAGCCAACCAAUGCCUUCAGUCGAAGGACCCGAGGACGCAGCUUGGGAUGGAGGCGGAGCUAAUAAGCGCAAGAGAGGCCAAUCCACCAGGUCAUGGCGGUUACCAUCUGGGGCUCCGGUCGUGCCUCAAUCCGUCUAUCACAACGUCGAAAAUGCCCUUAUCAGAUUCGCGGUGCGGAAAAGGAAAGAGUUCGUUCAGGAAGCCUGCAAGUACUGGACGUUGAAGCGCGAGGCCAGACGAGGCGCUGCCUUGUUGAAACGCCUCCAGCUCCAAAUGGAGGCUUUCUCCUCGAUGGAGGUCACUCGGCGCAAUUUUGCUGCCAUGGGUGCCGUGGGCCGACCGCGCCUUCAACGUCGCAUUGAGUUUGCCGAGCGACUGGAAGACGACAUGGAGCAGAUGCGUGUCCUGUGUGACCUUGUCCGAAAACGAGAGGCGGAAAAGCUACAGAGCACUCUUGUUCUAAAGAGCAUACUCGAUGCUGUCUAUUUCCCGAUUCCCAAACUGCUUCAACCGAUUCUGGAUAAAGCACAGAAUCUCGAUAACAAAGGGAACUUUUCUGAUGGGUUUAAUAAGAUACAAGUCAAACUCGACGAUAAAUUCUACACUUCGGUGCAGAAUUUCAGUGAGGACAUGGCAGCGGUCUUCAGCUCCGUUAUUGGUUUUGCAACAAUCACAAACGUUGUUGAUGCCGAAGAACAACUUAGUGGUGUAGCCCAUAGUUCAUUGACGUCCGAACAAAAGGAGGUGAAGAAGCUGGCGAAACGCAUCAUCAAAGCUAUUCAACCCCAAUUCGAGGAAGCUCUGCGCAGCGAGUCUGACCUGGCCGGCAAGCCAUACGAGAAGGAACUGCCCAAUCUGGAAGCUUUGCUCGAUCAGAGUCUAGGUCGACGACGAAGCACCUCAUUGAGAAACGAAAAUCACGUCGAGGCUUCCACCGAAACGGUCGCGAAUGGACGCAUCACCAAUGGAGACUUGCAAGAAGAGAAAGUCAAGGAUGAGCAUAUGCACCUUGCACCGACGCCUGACGAAGAUUUGGCGGAACAUCACCUUCAAUUGCGAGACGAUGCAGCAGACGAGGCAGCCAUUGCUGCUCAGUUUGGGCAAGAAGCUCUGCACGUGUCUGCUGGAAAGGGCGAUGGCGACGAGGAUGCCAUGGACAUCGACAGAGAAGUCACGGAGAACACCGGCGCAGGUGCACCCCCUCUCACGCCACCAAGGUCUGAACGGGACCUACUAGCAUUCACUACUCAAGGUGGCAUACCGUGGUACAUGGAACCCUUUAGUCCUGUAGGCACCACCAUACACGACGAGAAAUGGACGGGGAGAGAUUUGCUCCGCGACAUGAGCGAGGAACUCAGCGAAUUAGACGAUGAUGAGCUCGAUGAGCUCGCAGAUUCGGAAGAGCAGAUGCCGACGGAAGGUCUUGCCCCGGAAACAUCUGUUUCAGAAACACGACGGAAAGCGGCGAGAACGCAGAAGAAGAGAACACGAGCUUAUAGAUGAGAGAGGGGUAGGGAGGAGUUUCCAUAUUCAAUUCUUGAUUGACACCUGCCCAGAGACAUGCGGACUUUUGACGCAUACGUGGUAGGGUGUCUACACAGUAUGUCGUGUCAUAUCUUGAUUUCACUAGCAUUGUACAUUAUUAUACCAAUUCUGAGGUUUGGGAGGUGUAUGUGGGGUUAUUCUGGCAACAAGGGUUUCUCGAUAAUGGGGGAUUGGUGUGCUGGAGAAUGGUUUGGUGUCAGGUUUACUUUUCGACAUGUUUCACGUCUGGCCAGCAGCCGUCGAUUUCUUUUCAAGCGUUUUGACGGGUUCUUGCAGUAAGCUAGCUAGCAGCUAAGUAAGAAAGUAGUUUUUUGAACUAGGUAUACAUAAUGAAUAUGGGUACACAAC